CCAUCAAUAACAGUAGCUCAAUCAACUGGGCAUGCAAUAAUCCUACAGACAACCAUGGCCAAUAAUUGUCCUUCCAAAAAUAAAGUUGACGAGAUGGAAUCUGACUAUUCGGUCAAGUUCCAAUCAGCAAAUUAAAAGUUGGUGGUGCGUGCACUCACACGCCACGAAGCUGCAUCUCCUUUUUCCUCCGCCAUCCAUCCAUAUCCUCCUAGCUUGAAGCUCCUCUAUUGUUCUACAGACGUAACCCUGAGUUUCCGAACUCAAGAAAGAUAGCAGCUGCGCGCGACUCCGAAAAGCGCAUAAACGCGUAGAAUUUGAAUGGUGCUUCUUGGUGUUUAUGUUCUGAACAAAGCUCACUUAUUACUACCAAACCAGGGACACUGAAUAUAAGUCUGAAAUUGGCACAAAAACAUCUUUCUGUAACCAUUUCUUUUUGCUCCAUAGCUAAAUUUUUUCAGCAUGGUGGUGCUUAUAUUCUGAACAAAGUUCACAUACGACCAAAUUAAAUUAAGGAUACUAAGCAUAGGUUGGGAAUUUUAAGAAGAAAGGGUAAUUCAUGAAGGAAAACCCCACAAAGUAGUUGAGACUUGAGAUAUGGCAAUCAUAUGAGCAUAGCAAACACAAGAAGUGUAUGGAGAAACUUUGUCCUGAUCCGCUCUCGCCUUUGUUCUUCAGGUCUUGGAUUAGAACUUCGAAGAUGGUGUACUCACUACCUUUGAUGCCAGCGGUCAUCCUCAGUUUUCUCAGUUCCCAAGUGGCGUCACUGAUGCAGUCGUAUAAAAGCCACAAUCUGUAUUUCACCGGCAUGAUUCCGGUAGUUCUCUGGUACAUGAACGCGCGCUCAUACAUCGACCUGGAAUUGCCGCUGCCUCCUCUCAACUUCUUGCGUAGCUUCCCCAGCUUCACAUUAUUCCCUAAGAAUGCCAGGAUCUACAUCGAGACGGCAAUUGUUGUGGUGAUUUCUUACAUGUCACUACUGAUAGUCAACUGGAGCUACAUCUGGCUCGUUGUCUUCCCCGUCACCGCGAUCGGCUUCAUCGCUGCGCUGUGCAGCGAGCUCAGUCAUCAGAGUACUGGAUCACAGCGGCAGAGCGACGAUGGCGAAGCUGGUGCGGGGAGAAAAUUAGCAGAGGGACUGGAAGCCGCAGCGCUGGUUCCGUACUGGGCGCUCUGCGUGAUAGGCCAGCUCCACGCCGACAAGUUCGCCGUCUCCCAGUUCCUCCUCUUCUUCAGCUUCAUGCUCGGGGCGCUGACGAUGAUGAUGAGCCGGCUGGCGCUGACCGGAGCCGCCGAUGGUGGCGUAGCGCCGGCGUCCGAGCUCCUCCGGAAGGCCUCGCUCGUCGUGCUCCUGGUGGCGGUGCACGCGGUGGCCGCAGAGUUGCUGGGGGAGAACGUGCUACUCUUCUGCCUGCCGGAGAUCGCGCCGGUGCUCCUGUGGUUCAGCGUUCGCCUCGACGGUGACGGCGGCGCCGGCGUCAUCACUGCUGCUGCCGAGAUCAAGUUGGAGGGCAGAGUGCUCGCUGUUCUUGGCGCAGCGCCAGCUUCAGCCUUGGCACUCCUAGCGAACUACAUGGACGAGUCUGUUCUCUUCUACUGGAUCACCAAGGCUUUGGUGUCUUGUGGGGUUUCAGGGCUCCUCGUUUACUACCUUGUUUUCUUGCUGUGCCAAUGGCCGGGACAAGAUGGCACGACCACUCCCUUUGGAAAGGAGGCAGCGAAGCUACUCAUGUUUUGGGCAAAUGUUUUGCUGAUAGCAGCGUCCACAUUGCUGUUUACGUUUCUGUUGGUUGCUGCCGGGGUAGUUCUGCAAGAACCAAUGGCCGCUGCAUCGGGCCGCCAAAUUCUUCAAAGAAUAUGUGAAAAAUUCCUUGAGUCCAUAGUCUAAAUGUGAAAUGAACAAUUUACUAAUUUGUUCUGUUAGGCAUGCAAAUUAUCUGGGUAAACCUUCUAUAUGAA
Messenger RNA from Panicum virgatum (switchgrass), 1956 nucleotides. RefSeq lists its product as uncharacterized. The record is from RefSeq and is a predicted model, not a curated record. Lineage: Eukaryota; Viridiplantae; Streptophyta; Magnoliopsida; Poales; Poaceae. The transcript has 2 exons. The coding region runs from base 632 to 1885 and encodes 417 amino acids.